GGGGCCAUGACGCGUGAGGCCUGCCGGGCCAACGGCUUCUUCGGUUCGACAUCGGGCGCAGCGCCGUCGUACUUGCAGGCAAACGUGAUUGUGCUGCCAUCAAAGUACGCGGACGACUUCCGUGCCCUCUGCGCACGCAACCCAGUGCCGUGCCCGCUCAUUGCCGAGUCGCGGACAACCGGCGACUUUGCGAGCCUCCGGUCGCUGCUCAGCGGCGUGGCCGACGAUGCCGUGGCCGGGUCGCUGGACCUGCGGACCGACUGCCCCAGCUACAACGUAUACCAGGACGGCCGGCUGGUGCUGCACGAGACGCCCGACAUCAGCGCGCAGUGGACCGACGACCACGUCGCCUUCCUCAUCGGCUGCAGCUACAGCUUCGAGUCGGCGCUGGUCCGCGCGGGCCUGCCGCCGCGCCACAUGCAGAUGGGCCGCAACGUGCCCAUGUACCGGACCAACAUCCCCCUCAACCCGGCCGGCGCUUUCAGCGGCGGCACCUACGUCGUCUCGAUGCGGCCCUACCGCGCUGCCGACAUCGACAAGAUCCGCACCAUCACCCGCCGCUACCUCCCGACGCACGGCGAGUGCAUCGCCUGGGGCUGGGACGCGGUUGCCCGCCUCGGCAUCGCCGACAUCAGCUCCCCGCAAUGGGGCGACGCCCCUUUGACCGUCGAUGGCCGGCCCCUGCGUGACGUUUUCCGCGACGAGGACAAUGUGCCCGUCUUUUGGGGUUGCGGAGUCACACCGCAGGAGGCCGUCAUGCGUGCGAACCUUUCCGGCACCAUCAUGUCGCACGCCCCAGGCCACAUGCUCGUCUUGGACUGCCUCGAGGACAAUGUCCUACCAUAGAAGGAAAUUUAAUGAAGGACAUGAGUCACGGCAGAUUGGAAUCAAUACCACUGGAGAAAAAAGAACGCUCGAUAUUGUAUAAUCCUCGUCUAUUCCUGCAAGGAAGCGAGUAAUGGUAGAGUGGGAACUUGUAAGACGUCUCAUGUUGCCUGUGCCAUACAAAACGCAAUACGUUGGCAGCCGAAGUGUAGCAACUAAAUAAUACAUACU
This is a messenger RNA of Microdochium trichocladiopsis, 1056 nucleotides long. Its product is annotated as DUF1445 domain-containing protein. Gene Ontology annotation, biological process: glutamate metabolic process. The record is from RefSeq and is a predicted model, not a curated record. Bases 7 to 846 code for a protein of 279 amino acids. The transcript has a single exon. Gene Ontology annotation, molecular function: D-glutamate cyclase activity. Lineage: Eukaryota; Fungi; Ascomycota; Sordariomycetes; Xylariales; Microdochiaceae.